Molecule: messenger RNA, 2124 nt
Organism: Balaenoptera musculus (blue whale)
Lineage: Eukaryota; Metazoa; Chordata; Mammalia; Artiodactyla; Balaenopteridae
Gene: CA11
Product: carbonic anhydrase 11
Exons: 8
Coding region: 452-1600 (382 amino acids)
Molecular function (GO): carbonate dehydratase activity; zinc ion binding
Source: RefSeq, a predicted model, not a curated record
AAGCGAGAAGGGAGAGGCAGGAGCAGAGAAGGGAGAGAGGGAGGGGGAGGAGGAGGUGAGAGAAGCAGGAUGGAGGUAUGGAGUUAGGUGGCUUGGGAGAGCGUAAUGAAAAGAGAACGAAGAGGGGGGUGUGGAUCAGAAACCCAGAGGUAACCCGAGGGAGAAGCAGAAGGGAGAGAGGAGUAGGAAGAUCGGGAGGUAGAGGGAGAAGGAGGCUUCGGGAAAAGAGCAGAGGAAGGGGAGGCAUAGAGAGGCAGGAGAGGAGAGCGGGGUGGGGGAGUGGGGGCGUCUCAGUCCCCGGCUGCCUCAGUAAUUGGGGAACUGGGACUCCCUGUGGGUAGGAGAGGAAGGCUGGAAGUCCGGGUGGGGUCGGGGUUCCACAAAGAGAGGAAGAAGCUGAGAGAGGGCGGGCCAGGGCAUUGGGAAGGGGUCGCCCCGAGGCCUCCCGGGGAUGGGGGUUGCAGCUCGUCUGAACGCCCCUCGAGCGCUGCUACUCUGGGCCGCACUGGGGGCGGCAGCUCACAUCGGACCCGCACCUGACCCCGACGACUGGUGGAGCUACAAGGAUAAUCUCCAGGGAAACUUCGUGCCAGGGCCUCCCUUCUGGGGCCUGGUGAACGCAGCCUGGAGUCUGUGUGCUGUGGGGAAGCGACAGAGCCCCGUGGAUGUGGAGCUGAAGAGGGUCCUUUAUGACCCCUUUCUGCCCCCGCUGAGACUCAGCACAGGCGGAGAGAAGCUCCGGGGAACCCUGUACAACACCGGUCGCCAUGUCUCCUUCCUGCCUGCGCCCCGGCCUGUGGUCAAUGUGUCUGGGGGGCCCCUCCUUUAUAGCCACCGACUCAGUGAACUGCGGCUGCUAUUUGGAGCGCGUGACGGAGCUGGCUCUGAACACCAGAUCAACCACCAGGGUUUCUCUGCUGAGGUGCAGCUCAUCCACUUCAACCAAGAACUCUAUGGGAACCUCAGCACAGCCUCCCGGGGCCCCAAUGGCCUGGCCAUUCUCAGUCUCUUUGUCAAUGUGGCUGGUAGCUCAAACCCGUUCCUUAGCCGCCUCCUUAACCGUGACACCAUCACCCGCAUCUCCUACAAGAAUGAUGCCUACUUUCUUCAAGACCUGAGCCUGGAGCUCCUGUUCCCCGAAUCCUUUGGCUUCAUCACCUAUCAGGGCUCUCUCAGCACCCCACCCUGCUCGGAGACUGUUACCUGGAUCCUCAUUGAUAGGGCCCUAAAUAUCACCUCCCUCCAGAUGCACUCCCUGAGACUCCUGAGCCAGAAUCCUCCGUCCCAGAUCUUCCAGAGCCUCAGCGGUAACGGCCGGCCCCUGCAGCCCUUGGCCCACAGGGCCUUGAGGGGCAACAGGGACCCCCGGCACCCCGAGAGGCGCUGCCGAGGCCCCAACUACCGCCUGCAUGGUAUGAUCCAGUCUGCACCCCCUCCACGUCUUGGUCUAACCCGCCUAUGUGUCUCCCCUUGGUGUCUUAAUAUGAUACAGUCCUACCCCCCUCUGCUGCUCUGUAUGAUCCAGCCUCUUGAGCUCUCACUCGCUCUUUCUCCCUUCCCCCUUUGUGUCAAAGUGGUACAGCCCACCUCCCGGUCAUAGACCAUUGCUGAUCCAUGAUUUGUCUUCUUCGCUGCUUGCAACUUGGUGUAUAACCCGAGCCCCCUGGUUUCCUAAUGGUACGAUCAAGUACUGGUCCGUGGUGCCUAUUACUAUGGCUUUCCGAAAUGGUACAGCCCGAAUCCUUUUCCCUGUUUUCAUGUGGUACAACCCACCUCCCUUACUGAGAAACAACAUGGUACAAUCCCCUUUCCCCCCCCACUGCCUCCUCGUGGUUCAGCCCAGUGAUCUAACGUCUACCUCUCUGGCUUCUCAACAUGGUACAGCCCAUACCCCCCCCACCAUGAAUACCUUCACGUAGUUCCACCUAAUGCUGAAACCGGAUGUCCCUAUUCCACCCUCCUGCUGCCUCCCUAUGGUUCAGCCCAGUGCAAUAUAACUGACCAUUUCCCCCAGCUUCUCAACCUGGUACAUUCCGGCUCCCCCUUCGCAGCCCUCCCUGUGGUAGAGCCCCGGGCGGCCCACCCUACCAUCCCCGCCCCCUGCAUGCUCCCUUCAGGGUCCAU